Molecule: messenger RNA, 546 nt
Organism: Geodia barretti
Lineage: Eukaryota; Metazoa; Porifera; Demospongiae; Tetractinellida; Geodiidae
Source: the annotation of a GenBank genome assembly
AUGUGGAUAAUCACCGAGAGCCCCGUCGGUGGAGGUGGUGCCGCCGUAACAGAUGACGACGGUAUCAAGGACGCAACAAAGGGUAAACUGACCGAGGAAGAUGUCGCAGAACAGGGCCUUACAAAGAAGAUUCUGAAAGUCAAGUUUCCAGACAAACUUAAGUGGACUGAAGGCGAAAUUGCAGCUGUGGGUGGAAACAAUAUCAACGACAUGCUUAUUAAAAUUAAGUUGGGACCCGGGGGUGAUGUCAAUGACUAUUGCUCCUACGCCGUGAUCAAUGCUGUAUCAAAAGUUAAGAAGGCUGGCGUUGAAGCCCGCGUCGGCAGCGAUGAUUCCGUUAAGGUCUGGAUGAACGGCGAAGAGGUUCACAAAAACGCUGUCAACCGGGGUGCUGGCGAUUUUCAGGACACAUUUGAGGUGGAUCUGAAAAAAGGCGAUAACGUUUUUAUGGUUAAAGUCUGUGAACGCGGCGGCGGUUGGAGCAUGUUCGCUGGGAUCGAUGCUCCUUUGGAAUACAACCUGAAGUUCAAAGGGACUUCCUGUUGA